Molecule: messenger RNA, 420 nt
Organism: Phymastichus coffea
Lineage: Eukaryota; Metazoa; Arthropoda; Insecta; Hymenoptera; Eulophidae
Exons: 1
Coding region: 1-420 (139 amino acids)
Cellular component (GO): nucleosome
Molecular function (GO): DNA binding; protein heterodimerization activity; structural constituent of chromatin
Source: RefSeq, a predicted model, not a curated record
AUGACACGAACCAGGCAAACAGCAAUAAAAUCUACUGUAAAAAAUGGAAAUUUAAAUCACCAGCUGGCAUUGAAAAUUGCUGCAGCUGCGGCCCAUAAAAGGCUCACCCCAGUGGCACACGUAAAAGUUCCCAAACGUCAUAAGCCAGGAGUUAUUGCUCUGAGGGAGAUUAGACAGUAUCAAAAGAGCACAGAGCUUCUUAUCCGCAAGCUGCCUUUUCAACGACUGUGUAGAGAAAUUAUGCAAGAAUAUGAAUCAGAAUAUCGUAUUCAAACUUUAGCUUUGGAAGCUCUUCAAGAAGCUUGUGAGGCAUAUAUUAUUGGUCUCUUUGAAGACACCAAUUUAUGUGCAAUCCAUGGCCGUAGAGUUACAAUAAUGCCGCAUGACAUCAAACUUGCCAAACGUAUUCGUGGAGAAUAA